GAGUGUGUUUCGUGUAUACAAAUAUAAGUUGUUGGUUUUAUGUCAUUAACUUAUAUUGUGACGUCAUUAAUCGAACUACUUGUACAUAUAAAUCUUCGAAAUUUCCAAAGUUCUGUUUAUAACUGUUGAUAAUAAUAAAACAAAAAUAAAAAUAUAUAUAAUUAUAUCAAAAAUGGAAAUAAAUUGUCUACCUUCUGUAGCUCACGCAUCUAAUGGUUUUGCCAAUAAUUCAAUCAGCGCUUCUAUCGAUGCCUUCUUUUCAUUCAGUUGUGUGACUGCUCUGACUGCGAAUAAUCUAAAUAAAAAAAUAUUCAUAUAGAUCACCAACAACAACAAAAACUAGGUAGUAGUUCAUCUAACGGAAAUUUGUUAAAUAAACAGUCGAAGGAUUAUUUGACUUGCUGGUCAAAGAUUAUAUUAUAUUGCUGUGCCUGUUUGUGUGUCACCUUUAGUACAAUGCUAUUCCUCCAAACAAAUAGUCUAUCCGAUUUCCUCUCAUCAUAUAUCGAAAAUAGCGACAACCGUUAUCUUAACUGGGAUGGCAAGUAUGUCAACCUCAGACCGCUUCUGUGUGGAUUUGCGGUAACAUUGUUCUCCUACUAUUUGGUAUAUUUAGACAGUAAGUUACCUGGUAUUAAUCCACCAUCACCGUUUUCUCCGCGAAAGAAAUUAUAUUAUCAUCAGCAGAGAAGUAAUCUGCACUUAGGUUAUCUAACGGCUUUGGCAUCUGGUGUAACAGUGAGCGUGCUGAUGUAUUUAAAUCUGGAUAUUUAAUUAAUGUUCAAGAAAUAUUCUCAUUAACUUUAUGAAAUUUAUGUAUUUAUAAUUAUUUGUUAUUGUAUUUUUAAGCUUAAAUGUAAAAAAUGAAGGGAGGAAGGAAUUCAGUACAAAAUCCUGUAUUAUAGGUUAUUAUUUAUAUAAUAGGAUAUGGGGAUUUAAGGGUAGCUGCCAUCUGGUUUUCCCUUUACAUCGGUUCCUAAUAAGAAUUCCCGGUACUUAUGUGUUUACGUCACCGCGGCAAAAAUUCCGUUAAAAAACCAAUAAAAAGCAACCUUUUAAACUUCAAAAAAA
Molecule: messenger RNA, 1071 nt
Organism: Glossina fuscipes
Lineage: Eukaryota; Metazoa; Arthropoda; Insecta; Diptera; Glossinidae
Product: ADP-ribosylation factor-like protein 6-interacting protein 6
Exons: 3
Coding region: 457-774 (105 amino acids)
Source: RefSeq, a predicted model, not a curated record